CCCAGACACAACAGAGACUGCCUGACUGCACUCUUGUCUUUAUUUGUACUAUUUCACUCACCUGAGAAACUACAUGUUACUCUAUAGUAUUUGCAGAUCAAGCCAUCUUAGCUCAAAGCCUUCUACCUUAAGAACAGAAAAAAAUUGUGUAAAUCUGCAGUGGGACAAUGAGUAGCUUAAGAGUUCUUCACCCACAUCCUGUGGCAAAACCAGACAAACUGUCAAUGAACUUGGGUCAGCACCAGCCUCUUCAUCAACCAACAAUGAUGGCUCCUCUGAAACUAACGCAGCGAUUUUAUCCACCAAACGACUAUCCACGAAGAAACAGCCUUCGCUUUGCAUAUCUGUCCUCCUCUCCACCCUCGUCAUAUGUCCCUACAAUGCACCGGAGCCGUUUCAGCAAGUACAGCUUCAGCACGCACAAGAAACGUGUGGUAUUUGCAGAUGAGGUGGGGCGGGCGCUGACUGUUGAGCAUGUAUUUACCCCCGAUCCCCCAUCCCCACCUCCUGCUCCAGCAACAAAUCCCUGUUCACGCCAUUUGGAAGGCCAACAAAAUCCUGCAAACAGAAAUGGAUCACUUACGCCCAAGUUUGGCCUGGGUUUCCCUCAGCCUACAAAGGACUCUGACGCAUUUAUUGCUUGCCUGCAAGAGAAAUGUGUACAAAUGAAGAGCUGCAGCAUUUCAGACAACACCUUGAUAGGUGAAGUGUGUGUUUUCCAUAGUUGCCCAAAAAACACCGUAAAUAUGAAAAUGACUUUUGAUUCAUGGGUCACCAGCAAAGAGAUUCCCUGUAAAUUCCUUGAGCAGAGGCAAGUCAAUGGCCUUGAUGUGGAUGUGUUUUUCUUUGAAGCAUGCCUGCCCCAAAUUACAGACAAAAUAGAGCAGAUUGAGUUCUGCUUCACAUCCAGCCCAGGGCUCAGCUCUGUGCUUCACUGGGAUGACAACAUGGGACAGAAUUACAAAGUACUGAGGGAAAAAGUUGAAUCAUGUCCAGGCAAAGACUAUACAAAGCAGUUUUACCCCUCUCUUUCAAAUUACCAGCUACCUGUUUAUCCACAGUUUUCUUAUUUCCAAAAGUGUGAGAAUCUGACUUACCUCCACAGCCAUCUGCUAACCAGUGGUUUUAGGUCUGCACACUGCAAACCACUGUGUUGGCUGGCAUGAAACAUCCAAUAUAGUGGUAUGUUAGCACAAAUAUUACUCUGCACAGAGAAUACCCUGCUGUAAUGUGACUAAUGUAUUAUUAAAUUAUUAUUUUAUUUUUUUUCAACUGAAAAUGAAUGUGUGUGUACAAUCUUAUUAACAAAUACAGUAAAGAAAUUAGUGUAUGCUA
Poeciliopsis prolifica (blackstripe livebearer) is the source of this 1335-nucleotide messenger RNA. It is a transcript of the gene ppp1r3c2a, whose product is annotated as protein phosphatase 1 regulatory subunit 3C2, duplicate a. The record is from RefSeq and is a predicted model, not a curated record. The transcript is spliced from 3 exons. Bases 168 to 1166 code for a protein of 332 amino acids. NCBI's taxonomy places the organism in Eukaryota, Metazoa, Chordata, Actinopteri, Cyprinodontiformes, Poeciliidae. Gene Ontology annotation, cellular component: protein phosphatase type 1 complex. Gene Ontology annotation, molecular function: glycogen binding; protein phosphatase 1 binding. Gene Ontology annotation, biological process: regulation of glycogen biosynthetic process.